This is a messenger RNA of Rhodotorula graminis WP1, 1665 nucleotides long. RefSeq lists its product as uncharacterized. Gene Ontology annotation, molecular function: ATP binding; phosphomevalonate kinase activity. The record is from RefSeq and is a predicted model, not a curated record. Bases 22 to 1611 code for a protein of 529 amino acids. Gene Ontology annotation, biological process: ergosterol biosynthetic process; isopentenyl diphosphate biosynthetic process, mevalonate pathway. Lineage: Eukaryota; Fungi; Basidiomycota; Microbotryomycetes; Sporidiobolales; Sporidiobolaceae. The transcript has 7 exons. Gene Ontology annotation, cellular component: peroxisome.
GCCGCACCACAGCCCGCCAGCAUGGCCACCGCCCCGACCACCGCCCAGCGCCGCGCCCCAACCGGCGUGUCGUGCCCGGGCAAGGUGUUCCUCGCCGGCGGCUACCUCGUCCUCGACCGCGCCCACCAGGGCUUUGUCGUCGCGACCCCCUCGCGCUUCUUCACCGUCGUCGAUGAGCGGCACGCGGGCGAGGCGGGCGCAGCGGCAGAGCGGGACCGGUUCGCGAUCGAGGUCGUGAGCCCGCAGUUUGACGACGGGCGGUGGAGGUACGAGGCGCGCAGGGUCGAUGGCGAGUGGACCGUCGACGAGGACAAGAGCCAAGGGUCCGCCUCCAACUCGUUCGUGCACCUGUCGGUCCGCGCGGCGCUCCAGGUCGCGAGCGCGCUCAACCCGUCGGCCUCGUUCCGCCCGCUCGCCGUCACCAUCGUCGGCUCGAACGACUUCUACUCGCAGUCGCGCACCGACACGCCCAUCCCGUUCGCGCCGCUGCACUGCACGAUCCGCGACGUGCACAAGACGGGCCUCGGCUCGUCGGCCGCCAUGGUCACGUCGCUCACGUCGGCGCUCGUCCUGCACUGGACCGCCGCACCCGACGACGCCUCGACCGCGUCCGAGCACGGCCGCCUGCCCAACCCAGACGCGGCGACGGUCGAGCUGCUGCACAACCUCGCGCAGUACGUGCACUCGCUCGCGCAGGGCAAGGUCGGCAGCGGGUUCGACGUGUCGACGGCCAUCUACGGCAGCCAGACGUACCGCCGGUUCGCCGUCGAGUGCCUCGGCGACCUGCUCAGCCCCAAUUCGUCUCGCGAGUCGACCAUCACGGGCGCCGACCUCCUCGCCGCCCUGUCGCCGUCAAGCAACCCAGCGUGGGCCUCUUCCUCGACCGCCGGGUCCGUCUCGUCGUUCGCGCUCCCGCCCAACACGCUCCUGCUCCUCGCCGACGUCGACGCCGGGUCCAACACGCCCUCGAUGGUCGGCAAGGUGCUCGCGUGGAAGCGGGCCGAGCCGAGCGACGCCGAGCGCGUGUGGCGCGAGCUGGGCGAGAGCAACGCGCGCCUGAGGGACACGUUUGCGGCGCUCGCGAGCGCGGCCGAGGAGGACAGGGAGGCGUACGAGGGCGAGGUGAGGCGGUUGGCGGGCUUGCCGGCGAGCGAGUGGACGACCUCGAGCACACCCUUUCCCAACGCCGUCAACGACAUCCUCACGAUCCGCAACCACAUCCGGUACAUGGGCUCGGCGUCGGGCGUCCCGAUCGAGCCGCCCGAGCAGACUCGGCUCCUCGACGCGUGCUCGGCGCUGCCGGGCGUUGUCGGGGCAGGCGUGCCGGGAGCCGGCGGCUACGACGCCAUCUGGGUCCUCUGCCUCGCCCCACCCUCACCCUCCUCCUCCUCCUCCUCCUCUUCCUCCUCGUCCGCCGCACCCGCGCCCACCGCGCCAUCCACCGGCGUCGAGGCGCUCCUGCGCUCCUACACGGCCAUGUCGGUCGGCCCCUUGUCGCGCACGGCGUGGGCCCAGGGCGGCACGGUCGAGGGCGACAAGGGGCUCCUGCGCGAGAGGCUCGACGAGGUGGAGGGGCUCAAGGAGGCGGUCGAGAGGGGGAGGAGGGUGUAGAGUGCCGGGAUUGAGAUGGGGAGGGGGGCGUAGACGGGCGAGCGAGCGAGGGAG